This is a messenger RNA of Salmo salar (Atlantic salmon), 1170 nucleotides long. The record is from RefSeq and is a predicted model, not a curated record. Lineage: Eukaryota; Metazoa; Chordata; Actinopteri; Salmoniformes; Salmonidae.
UCUUCUGAAUGAGGCAUCAACAAAGAAGAUUGGGUCCAGUUCAACCAAUCACCCACUAGCCCAUUGUUGUAUACAUGGGUAGACUUUUUCCAGCCAAUAUUUUAUAUUCAAAGAUGGUGUCACUGAUGAUGAUAUUUCUAAUUCUCAAACAAAUGGGUAAGAUAUCUAACUUUACCAAGGACUUCACUGGGACUAAACGUCUGAGUGUGAAGAGAGGAGUUGACAGCUUUAACCUGACCAUCUCUAAGACACAGUUAGGGGACUCAGCUGCAUACUACUGUGCUGCUAUUGAAGUGGACAAAGUCACAUUUGAAGAAGGAGCUGUUUUGAUUGUCAAAGAUUUAGAGUCCAACAGCAUGUCUGUUGUACAGCACCCUUUGUCUGAGUCAGUCCAGCCAGGAAACUCUGUGACUUUGAACUGUACAAUACACACUGAGACCUGUUCAGGAGAACACCGUGCCUAUUGGUUCAGGCAUGGCUCAGGAGAAACCCGUCCAGGAAUCAUUUACAGAAUAUCCCCACUAGGAACCUUCGCCUCUCUGAUGCUGGGAUUUGCUACUGUGCUGUGGCCUCGUGGGGAGAUACUGUUUGGGAAUGGAACCAAGCUGGACAUUCAAGACCAUAGGGCAGACCUUCUUCUCUUGGUGUACUGCCUGGGUGUAGGAUUGGCUUUCUCGUUAAUCCUGAUCAUUGUCCUUGCGUGCAUCAUGUACAAGAUGAACCAGAGAAAGAGUCUGCAAGUGUCUUGCUCUUCUUUAAUAUCACCAUCUACAGAUGUAUCUGCAGUGGAAGAAGGAGUUGCAUCUUUUGCAUCUUUCUUUUCAGGAUCCGUCUCUCUGACAGCAUGUCCAGCAGUCUCUUCUAAGGAUGCAGGGGCUCAAGAUGCAGACAAUCUCCAUUACGUAGCUCUGAAUCUGAGCAACAAGAAGAACAGGUCUAGAAGAGAGAGAGAGGUCACAUGGAGACAGUGGUGUACGCUGGAAUUAGACAGUAGAACUGGAUGAAUGAAACAGUCCAAUGAAUUCUCUUUUUAUCAACUCUCCCUUUAUUAACAUUAUUAUCUGUAUUACUGAAACAUAUAAUUACUGUAGCUACUUGAAUUAAGUGCAUUGCUUCUCUGCCAAACUCAUUUUAAAUGGACUUGCUUGUGAUAAGAUGAAUAAAGCAUUU